This is a messenger RNA of Melitaea cinxia (Glanville fritillary), 465 nucleotides long. RefSeq lists its product as uncharacterized. NCBI's taxonomy places the organism in Eukaryota, Metazoa, Arthropoda, Insecta, Lepidoptera, Nymphalidae. The transcript is spliced from 3 exons. The record is from RefSeq and is a predicted model, not a curated record. The coding region runs from base 49 to 402 and encodes 117 amino acids.
GUACGCAGAAUUUUAUUUUAUACCAUCGUCAUCAUUUAGCUCUACAAAAUGUCUUACAAUCGCUUCAUACUCGUGUCGGAAGAAAGGCACGCGAUCCUGGGCGAACGCUACAGGAACUUUAUCAGUAAAGCUGACGACAUGAACGAGAAACCGAUCACGAUGUUCGAUCCUCUCAGCAAGAAGCAGCUGGAAGAGCUGGAACUGAUCCGAGAAGUCAGCAGGGAUCUAGCGAAGAAGAAGGAUGAAGAUCUGCAGAAGGCUGCUCGUCAAGCCGCAGAGGCUGAAGCAAAAGCCGCUGCAGAAGCUGCCAGCGAAAAAGCUGCUAAAGAUGCCAAAGAAAAUGCCAGUGAGGACGCCGGUGAGAAAGUUAAUGGCACGGAAGAAGUUCCUGUCACAGCCUAAACAUCACUUUAUUUUAUUGUAUUAAUAAAAUAAAUUUUAUUUAUGUAUUGAAUUAUUUUUUAA